Molecule: messenger RNA, 1487 nt
Organism: Chrysoperla carnea
Lineage: Eukaryota; Metazoa; Arthropoda; Insecta; Neuroptera; Chrysopidae
Gene: GlcAT-I
Product: galactosylgalactosylxylosylprotein 3-beta-glucuronosyltransferase I
Exons: 5
Coding region: 17-1003 (328 amino acids)
Biological process (GO): carbohydrate metabolic process; chondroitin sulfate proteoglycan biosynthetic process
Cellular component (GO): Golgi membrane
Molecular function (GO): galactosylgalactosylxylosylprotein 3-beta-glucuronosyltransferase activity
Source: RefSeq, a predicted model, not a curated record
UAAAAAUUGAUUUUAAAUGUUGUUGAUACCAAAUAAUACGGAUAUGAAAGUAAAACGUUUUGUAACAAUUGUAAUAUGUUUCUUUAUUUUAAUAUUAAUGUACAGUAUUUGGGAUGGACAUAUAAGUUUAAAAAGUGCAAUGACAAAUAAUAAAGAACUACAAUACGAAUUUUCUAAGUUAGUAGCAUUUUGUAAUAAAAAACAACAAUUAGAUCACAAUGAAAGCAAGGAAAUUGCUAAUUUACCAACCAUUUAUGCUAUAACACCGACUUAUGCACGACCGGUUCAAGAAGCAGAACUAACAAGAUUAGCUCAAACAUUAUGUAUGGUUCCAAAUGUACAUUGGAUUAUUGUUGAAGAUUCAACUGAUAGAACAGAAUUUAUGAUACGCUUUCUGAAGGAAACACCCUGUUUACUGCCAUAUACACAUUUAGUCUCGAUUACACCGAUGAUUUAUAAAAUUACCAAGGGUUUAAAAUGGCAUCAACGACCUCGAGGAGUAAGUCAACGAAAUGAGGGUCUAAAAUGGCUACGAGAAAAUUUGGAUUCUACAAAAGAUAAUGGUGUCGUAUUUUUCAUGGAUGAUGAUAACACUUACAGUGUUAAACUAUUCAAAGAAAUGAAUAAAAUCACUAAAGUUGGUGUUUGGCCAGUGGGCUUAGUUGGUGGUUUAGAUGUAGAAAAACCAAUUGUAGACAAAAAUACGGGUAAAGUAACAGGUUUCAAUAGUAUAUGGGAACCACAACGUCCAUUUCCAAUAGAUAUGGCAGGCUUUGCCAUUCAUUUAAAAUUAAUUUUAGAAAAACCAGAAGCACAAUUUUCUUAUGAGGCUAAACCAGGAUAUCAAGAAACAGUAAUAUUAGAAUAUUUUACAACGAUGUCAGAAUUAGAACCAUUAGCUGAUAAUUGUACAAAAGUGUAUGUUUGGCAUACGCGAACUGAACCACCAAAGUUUACUAAGAAAAUUAAAAAACGUGAAGUAAAAGCCUCUUUAGACAUUUAACAUAGAUUUCAUAACUAUUUCAUAAAUAUUUUUUAAUUUGAACAAUUUUUGAACAACAAGUUUUUGAGUUGCUUCUAGUUCAGUAAACGAUCGAAGAUCACAUUGUUCAGAAAACACAUAAAAAAGAUCAGAGAUACCCUUGGUAGACUCUGUAAUUCAAAAUUUCUAUUCCACCACCUCCAAUACUCGAUAUUCUACUUACGAGGCUACAAGGACCACCAUUUUGAAGAGAAAAAAGUCCUUAUCUGAAGAAGUCUCCCUCUUUUCCAUCUAGAUCAGAUACGUGACAGCGAAAAAGAGCCAGAGAGACUAAAUUAUUCAUUACAAAUAUUUCUCGAAUUGAUAUUGUCAUACUUUAUCUGACACUAUCGAUUAAAAAAUCUUAAAAAAAUAUUAGAGUUGACUAAGAUAUCUAAAAUAAUAUGACUGAAUUUCGUUACGCUAUCUAAUAGUAAAAGUAGUAACCAAAAAAUUUUCCAACACA